AUGCUCUCCACGCCCUUUUGCUCGCAUAUUAUUCAUUACGACCCCCCAAGGGGAUUUAUUGUGCCUAAGUUCUCCACCUACGAUGGGUCCAGCGACCCCUUCGACCAUAUCAUGCAUUACCGACAACUCAUGACUCUCAAUAUAGGCAACGACGUGCUACUAUGCAAAGUAUUCCCCGCCAACCUACAAGGACAGGCUCUCUCAUGGUUUCACCGCCUACCCCCUAACUCUGUUGAUAAUUUCAAAGACCUGUCGGAAGCCUUUGUGGGACAAUACUUAUGCUCUGCGCGACAUAAACAGAACAUCAGCACUCUGCAAAACAUAAAAAUGCAGGAGAACGAGUCAUUGAGGGAGUUCGUGAAGCGGUUUGGUCAGGCUGUGUUACAAGUAGAGGCUUACAGCAUGGAUGUUGUCCUGCAAAUCUUCAAGCAAAGUAUCUGUCCAGGCACCCCAUUCUUCGAAUCGAUCGCUAAGAAGCCUCCUACGUCGAUGGACGACUUGUUCCGGCGCGCGAGCAAAUACUCAAUGCUCGAAGAUGACGUCCGAGCAGCCACCCAACAAACCUUGGUUGCCGGACAAGCAUUCAGAAGUGGUACGGAAAGAAGUGCCAAACCCCCUGACCGGCUAAGGCCGUUCGAUCGAAGGCAGGGGGAACAGAGCCGUCCGGAACGACCGCCCCUCACACCCCUCUCCAUAUCCUAG
This is a messenger RNA of Vitis vinifera (wine grape), 702 nucleotides long. RefSeq lists its product as uncharacterized. The coding region runs from base 1 to 702 and encodes 233 amino acids. NCBI's taxonomy places the organism in Eukaryota, Viridiplantae, Streptophyta, Magnoliopsida, Vitales, Vitaceae. The transcript has a single exon. The record is from RefSeq and is a predicted model, not a curated record.